This is a messenger RNA of Mangifera indica (mango), 1736 nucleotides long. RefSeq names its product calmodulin-binding transcription activator 1-like. The record is from RefSeq and is a predicted model, not a curated record. NCBI's taxonomy places the organism in Eukaryota, Viridiplantae, Streptophyta, Magnoliopsida, Sapindales, Anacardiaceae. Gene Ontology annotation, biological process: regulation of transcription by RNA polymerase II. Gene Ontology annotation, cellular component: nucleus. Gene Ontology annotation, molecular function: double-stranded DNA binding; transcription coregulator activity. The transcript is spliced from 15 exons. Bases 120 to 1631 code for a protein of 503 amino acids.
UUCUCUAAAAUUUCUUUCCAUGUUACCACUCUUUCUUCUCUUUCUAAAUCCACAUUGUAAAGAAAGCACUUUGUUUCUAUAACUUCUGUCUCAUUUCUCUUCAUUUUAACUCCUCUGUUAUGGAGCUUCCAGCGACAGGCGUUCCUUUAAGAUUAACUGCUGAACAAGUACGGGAACAGGCUCGACAACGAUGGUUUCAUACAACUGAAUUAUGUGAAAUAUUUGCAAAGCAUGACACCCUUAAUAUACAUAUAUCUCAACCACAACAAAGGCCGACAAAUGGUGCAUUUUUUGCAAUUACCAUGCAAAAGCUUCGGGAGUUUAGGAAAGAUGGACAUGUCUGGGCUAAAAAGAAGGACGGUAAAACGAUUCAGGAAUCUCAUGAGAACCUCAAGGUUAACGGUGUUGGGGUGUUGAACUGUUUGUACGCAUACGGAGAAAAAGAGAACAAUUUUCAGAGACGUAUAUAUCGGAUGAUUAAAAAGGAACAUCCAGAUAUAGUUCUUUUUCAUUACCGAAAAGACCAGAAUCAGGAAAACAGUAAAAUUUGGAGACGUGGCAUAAAACCCAUCAAAUUAAACCCUCAGUCCAUCCAAGAACCUGAAAAAGUUAUACCCACUUUGGCUGUGACGGGUUUUUCCUCUGACAUUGUUGCUCAUAGCAGUAACCAAUUGUCUUUGCUUCCACGGACUGCAAAUACAAGCAACCUGAACAUUCAGGAAAAUGUUGAAUCUGCAGGUUGUUCCUCCGGCAUUGUCAAUCAUGACAACUACCAAUUGUCCUUGGCUCUAAAAACUGCAGGCAGCCAGAACAGCAUCCAGGCUAAUGGUCAACCUUCAGGUACUUCCUUUGGCAUUGUCAACCAUGAAAACUACCAAUUGUCUUUGCCUCCUCAAACUGCAAAUACAAGCAACCUGAACAUUCAGGAAAAUGUUGAAUCUGCAGGUUGUUCCUCCGGCAUUGUCAAUCAUGACAACUACCAAUUGUCCUUGGCUCUAAAAACUGCAGGCAGCCAGAACAGCAUCCAGGCUAAUGGUCAACCUUCAGGUACUUCCUUUGGCAUUGUCAACCAUGAAAACUACCAAUUGUCUUUGCCUCCUCAAACUGCAAAUACAAGCAACCUGAACAUUCAGGAAAAUGUUGAAUCUGCAGGUUGUUCCUCCGGCAUUGUCAAUCAUGACAACUACCAAUUGUCCUUGGCUCUAAAAACUGCAGGCAGCCAGAACAGCAUCCAGGCUAAUGGUCAACCUUCAGGUACUUCCUUUGGCAUUGUCAACCAUGAAAACUACCAAUUGUCUUUGCCUCCUCAAACUGCAAAUACAAGCAACCUGAACAUUCAGGAAAAUGUUGAAUCUGCAGGUUGUUUCUCUGGCAUUGUCAAUCAUGACAACUACCAAUUGUCCUUGGCUCCAAAAACUGCAGAUACGGGCAACCAGAACAGCAUCCAGGCUAAUGCUCAACCUUCAGGUUCUUCCUUUGGCAUUGUCAACCAUGAAAACUACCAACUGUCUUUGCCUCCGAGCACUACAGAUUCAAGUAACCAGAGCAACAUUCAGGGAAAUGCUGAAUCUGCAGGAGAUGAUGUUGGAUUGCGGGGGAUUAAUGGGUCAACCAUCAGGAGAUUUGCAUGAGGAGUGCUUUACUUUUUAUUUCAGAUUAUGAUGUCAUAUUUUCACUGUUGAACUGUUUUAUGUAUUUAAGAUUAUGCACACUUUGGAUUAUGUUUAUGGAUUGUA